UGAGCAUUUUAGCUUGCUAACAGACGUAGGCAUUAUUUAGCUAUAAAACAUUAAAACAAUAAUUUGGAAGCAAUUCGGAAUAUUUUUUACUGUAGCCACAUUUGACUGUAAUUCCAACGCUGGAAGGAAUGGCAAUGCAAAGGAAAGCAUACGGCCAGAGUCGUGCUAGCUUCUUACCCGUAUACAGUGGUGUUUGCUAACGUUAGCUGCUAGUAGUACCUAGAGCGGUUUACAAAGCAAAGGGAAGACAACGCCUUACCUGAAAAAUGUUUAAGAACGAAUAUCAGGGUGGAACUGUUGUAGAGAUCUUCAGUGCACAAGGAAAAGAUCCUGUCGCAAAAUGGAAACUUUCUGGAGGUCAAUCAGCUAUAAAUAAAAUGUUUGACAAGGAGGUCAAGGGCUUUGUGUACAGUCUGAAUGGGAGCGGCCAAACUAUAAAAAUGCAGAUGCCAAAACAUUCAAAAAUGUCUCUUGGACUGGUACAGAGGUUCUUAGUCCUCCAGGUGAAUGUUUCCCAAAGUAAAGACUUCUCCACAGAGCUUGUGAUAACUGAUGUGGGACAUCUUAAAAGGAGGCUGUAUCUAUCCACAAUUCACAAAGAGUUCUCUGCUACACCUUUGCAUGCAAAGAUACCUUUUGUAGGUCUGAAACGCAAUGUUUGGUGCAACAUGUGCAUCGACCUUGUGUCAUUUACUGGGGAGCUGUUUAAAGGAGCCGGGUUCUUGUCCUUGGAUGGAAUCACUGUCACUGCCAGCUGUAAGCUACGGAGAAUCUUCACCAUGAAGACUGAGCCUGCAGGGGCUUCUGAUGGAAAGCUGCAUGUUUGUGGAAAUAGUCCCAGGGACUUAAUACCUUGGAGCUGCCAGUUCCCCCCUGAUGUCCAACAGGUGACCCAGGUGAUGAACAUAGAGAGGCUGAGACUGGCAGACCUGAAGACUGGCUCUCUCAACGCUGAUACUGAUCAGUCCAGCACUGGUAGGGCAGCCAGUGCUGUUCGAGGGCCCAGGAUCCAGCAGGACGACUCCCACAUUGCAUUUGGGUCGAGGGUCUCACGUCCUCCUCCACUGUCUGUGAGGAAGAAUAGUAGAGCUUCCGAGGGACAGGCACAGGACACGAGGACACCGGACGGGAGAACACACCAGAGUAUGAAUAUGGGGUCAGCGUCUGCAAGGACAAAGGAAACAACUUCUCCAGAAAGACAGGAACAUGUAGACCAAAGCAAGAUACAACCUGUUUCCAGUAGCCAGAAGAAUGAAUCUGUUCAUGAGCUGGCAGGGAAGGCAGGGAGCCUGCAGCCACAUCCUCCUAAAGACAGAGCAGCAUCAGAGAACGCGGGGUCCAGGAAGCUACGGGUCCACAGUGCAGAGAAAUACAGGUUGGCCGCAGCCUCAGGUCCUACAGACAGUGGACUUAGCCACCAUGCAGUCGAUAGUGACUCCAGUGAGAGAUCAGUCCCUCCCUCCAGCAGUGGAGAUCCCAGCCAGAUGAGAAUAGACCAAAUACAAGGUCCCAUCCCUCACCUCCUCCCAUCCCCAUUACCCCUGCAGGACUUGGAUAGUGAUUGUAGUGAAGAGGAGAGGGACAGUGAUGAAGGCUCAGAGCCACAGCUCUCUGUGGAAAAAGUUUACAUGUUUUCCUCACGGCCCCACUCAGCCAGGCGAGGCCAGGCGCAGGUAGAGGCCUGCUGGACUAAGGAGGCAGCCUGGGCCACUGACAUUCACAGCCAGCUGGACACAAGAGGGCGCAGUGGGGCCAGACCUGAGGAUGACUUCCUAGCCAGUGAGAGUGAGGAGGAAGAUACCUACACCAGGUUCCUCUGUCAGAGGAACAGUGUCCCCCUUGGUUCUGGUACACCUGGUAUUCCCCCAACCGCCGACAUUCCUGAAUCACAAGGCACAGAUGGGGCCGCUCUGACCAGGCCACAGCCUGGAUCCAGUGGUGAAGACCAACCAUUAACCUCAGAGCCAACACUGUCCCACACAGAACCUGCACGGGCCCCAUCCAGUAAGGCUCCCCAUACUGACACCCAAACAUACAACAGAAUGGUAGAUUUGGCCAGGCUGGGCCCAAACCGCUGCCUGUCACCAAGUCAAGCCGCCAGGCAGGAACGGGGACACAUCAGUCAGAGCCAGUCUGGUCCUGGGGGAGCCGUAGGAGGUGGGGGAGUAAGCCAUGACAGGAGCAGCUGCAGGACAUCACUGAGCAGGAGAUCUCUACGAGAGAUCCACGCCCGAGGAGGCUUCAGACUAGGCAAGGUUUGCAAGGAGAGGAGACAAGGGAGCCAUGAGCCUGUUUGGUCCACUGGGACUUCCUGUGAUCUCUCUCUGCUGGACAGCCUAUGCUUGCAGGAGGAUGAGGAAGAGGAGCUACGUAUGCUAGCCAGUCUACAACGGGAGCAGGAGGAAGAAGACGAAGGGGGAGGAGCAACACGUCUCAGUGCCUCUCAGAUCCACCACUGUAAUGUCAGCAUCAGCACCACCAGUGAUGACACAAGCACCUGGACACACAUACCGAUGCCAGCCAAUCAGGGCCAUCACUACCAGAAGGAAAUGAACCCACUUAUUCACUCUAAUCCAAGGGGUCGAUGGAUCAGGACAUGAAGGAGAUGAGGAGUACCUUAAUCUGCUCUAUGAUCCCUGUCUUAACUGCUACUUUGAUCCCCAGUCUGGGAAAUACUACGA
Molecule: messenger RNA, 2681 nt
Organism: Esox lucius (northern pike)
Lineage: Eukaryota; Metazoa; Chordata; Actinopteri; Esociformes; Esocidae
Gene: cfap20dc
Product: CFAP20 domain containing
Exons: 16
Coding region: 267-2600 (777 amino acids)
Source: RefSeq, a predicted model, not a curated record